AUGGCGUUCUAUCGGGAUUGUAAAUGGGGACCUUGGCUAUUCAAGAAGAAUCUUAUAUACCUUUGCAUUGUUGGCUUGAUGCUCCUUGCAUUUGGCCUUAAUAUCAAAGCCGAGCAACCAGUCAGCCCAAUUUACAAGCGGAUCCUCAAGUGGAGCGAUGAAGAAGCUCAGACUUCGAAUACCGCCGUUACUUGGCAGCCCAAAGCAGGGAUCAAAUGGCAGAUCCAGUUGGAAAACCCAGUCGAUGACAUCUCCAUGGACGCCGAUGUCUUUGAUAUUGACCUUUUUGAUAAUACUCAUGCAACAAUCUCGAGGAUACACACCAAGGGUGCCAAAGUGAUCUGCUAUCUCUCUGCUGGGACUUAUGAAGACUGGCGCUCUGACGCGAGCAAAUUCUCUGAUUCAGACUUUGGCAACGAACUUGAGGACUGGCCAGGAGAGCGCUGGCUGGAUGUUCAUUCAAACAAUGUCCGCCAGAUUAUGAAAUCUCGUCUCGAUAUGGCACAGAAUAAGGGCUGCGAUGGUGUUGACCCAGACAACAUUGAUGCAUAUGGCAACGACAACGGUCUCGGUCUGACCGAAGCUGAUUCUAUCAAUUACUUGGAUUUUCUUUCGUCCGAGGCUCACUCCCGUGGCAUGUCUGUUGGGCUCAAAAACGGAGGCGACAUUAUUGCCUCUAUCAUCGAAAAAAUGCAAUGGUCUGUGAACGAGCAAUGUGCCCAGUAUGAUGAGUGUGAUGUAUAUGCUGCUUUUACGGAUGUCAACAAACCCGUGUUCCACAUCGAGUAUGUUGGAGACAUUGAUGUCAACAUGAAGAUCAAAACCCGCGUGACAAAUGAAGAGAAGUCCACGGUCUGCAACGUGAAGAGCGCGGAUAAGUUCUCGACUGUCAUCAAAAACAUGGACCUGGAUGCCUGGGUUCAGUAUUGCUAA
This is a messenger RNA of Penicillium atrosanguineum, 933 nucleotides long. RefSeq names its product endo alpha-1,4 polygalactosaminidase. NCBI's taxonomy places the organism in Eukaryota, Fungi, Ascomycota, Eurotiomycetes, Eurotiales, Aspergillaceae. The transcript has a single exon. The coding region runs from base 1 to 933 and encodes 310 amino acids. The record is from RefSeq and is a predicted model, not a curated record.